AUGAUUUUAGCCCGUACGUUGCCUUUGGCUCUCCUCGGCGCCCUCGCAAGUGUCCUGUGUAGAGCAGAAGAUGUUCACAACGUCGCCAUCAUCGGUUCACAUGUAUUCCUUCACGAUAUUGCCGGAGCUGGAGCUGCUGGGUCGUCAGCAGCCUUCCAUCUGUGGCAGUAUGCUAUAGAAGAAGAUAUUGCCAUCAAUAUCACUAUCUUUGAGAAGACGGAUCGCAUCGGAGGCCGUACAUUGACGGUCCCCGCGUAUAAUGACCCUUCUCUGCCCAUCGAGCUCGGCGCGUCUAUCUUUGUUGGCGCCAAUCAUAUUCUUGCCAACGCCAGUGAACGCUACCAUCUCCCAGUGAGCGAGCCCCACCGCCUUCAGAAGGAUGAUAUGACUGUUAUAUGGGAUGGCUACGAGUUCGUCUUCCAGACGACCGAGGGAUCUUGGGGAUGGUGGGAUCUGGCCAAGAUGUUUUGGAGGUAUGGGCUCGCACCCUACAAGUCCAAACAAAUCGUGGAUGCCAUGAUCGAACAUUUUCUCAAGCUAUAUGAAGCCCCUUACUUUCCUUUCAAGUCGCUUACGCAGAGAGCCGAACAAUUGGGUUGGAAUGAGGUUACAAGUAUAACGGGAGAACAGAUGUUGAAGCAAAACGAAAUCGAUCCUCGUUUCGCCCGCGAGAUCUUACAGGUUGGCACCCGGGUCAACUAUGCUUCAAACCUGGCUUACAUCCAUGGUCUGGAGACUCUAGUUUCGUUGGCAACCGACAACGCCAUGUCUGUGGAAAGCGGUAACUGGCGUAUCUUUGAGCAUAUGGUGAUAGAGAGCGGAGCUUCUAUCUCUCGCAACACGACCGUGGCUUCAAUCGAAAAGGUUCAGAGGAAAACACAGUCAUCUUCACCAAGGUAUGUCAUCACAACGAAAGAUGCUAGCUCAAAGGACGACACUGCAAAAGAAUAUGAUGUCGAGUUUGACAAUAUCAUCAUCGCCAACCCCUGGCAGUUCAGUAACAUAAAGGCUGGAGAGGGUGUCCUCGAUCACAAAAUCGAUGAGAUCCCCUAUACUAAACUCCACGUUACACUCUUCGCAUCACCUUUGGGGCUUAGUCCCGAAUUCUUUGGCUUGAAGCCCGGAAGCAAAGCGCCCGCUACUGUCUACACUACUCUUGGUGAAGACGAAGAACCAAGGAAAGGACCUGAGGGAGUUGGACGUACCGGCUUCUACUCUGUUAGUACAUUGAAAUACGUUGUCAAUCCUAAGACAGGUCAGAAGGAGCGUGUCUAUAAGAUCUUCUCGCCCACACCCAUCACUGCCGACUUCCUCACACGUCUUUUGGGCACCGAUAUUCCAGACUCUGUAAUUUCUGGUAAGGUACAGAAUGGUACCAGCACAUUCGAGCCUAUAUCUUGGUAUCAUCCUCAUUUAUUCAACUCUUACCCCGUUGAGCUUCCUCGUGUCACAUUUGAGGACCCUCUUAUUGGCGAGGGUGUAUACUACACGUCUGGUAUUGAGAGCUUCGUGUCAUGCAUGGAGACCAGUGCUUUGAUGGGCAAGAACGUGGCUCGGCUGGCUGUGGAUAAGUUUGCUGGUAUUUCUCGCCCCGAACCACCGAAUGAAUGGAUAGGAUAUGAAGCCGUUGAGGAAGAGGCGGAGGGCAUUCAUGUUCAGGCUGAAGGUGAACUUUGA
Messenger RNA from Fusarium redolens, 1677 nucleotides. RefSeq names its product Prenylcysteine lyase-domain-containing protein. The transcript is spliced from 5 exons. The record is from RefSeq and is a predicted model, not a curated record. Gene Ontology annotation, biological process: prenylcysteine catabolic process; prenylated protein catabolic process. Gene Ontology annotation, molecular function: prenylcysteine oxidase activity. NCBI's taxonomy places the organism in Eukaryota, Fungi, Ascomycota, Sordariomycetes, Hypocreales, Nectriaceae. The coding region runs from base 1 to 1677 and encodes 558 amino acids.